GUUCCUAUGCCUGAAGCUGAGGAUGAGGAAGCCACUGUCACCACAUCAAAUGAGGUACUGAAUGAAGUCACCAGAGAUUAUGAGGAGUACAGCCUUGUGAUCUUCAGUGAGGUCUCUGAGUGCCUGAAGCUCAUCUUUGGCAUUGAUGUGAUAGAAAUGGACCCUUCUACUCACUCCUACAUUCUUGUCAUUUCCCAGGGACCACCUAUGAUGGAAUGGUGCAUGGUACACCAAUGUGGGCCCAAUGUGGGCCUCAUAAUAAUGGCCCUGUGUGUAAUCUUCAUGGAGAGCAACUGAGUCAGUGAGGACAUGUUCUUGGGGGGGCGGUGUUGAAUUUAUAUUAAGAAUAUUUUGUAUUUAGGAAGCAUAGGAAACUCAUCACCGAGGAUUCUGUGCAGGAAGGAUAUCUGGAAUACAGGCUGUGCCUGACAGCCAUCCUGUUCACCAUGAGUUCCUGUGGGACCUAAGAGCACAUGCCAAAACUGCCAAGAUGAAAGUCUUGGGAGAUUUUGCCAGUCACUAGGAGAGAGUCUCGAUCUGACCCGAUGAGGUAAGCAGAGGCUUUGAGAGAUAACGGAGAGAGGCCUAGGCCAGAAUUGCUCAGUAGGUGCUACGGCUGCCCUGACCAACGUAAAUUGUAGUGCACUAGCAGUUUCCAACCAACAGAAGACAGGAAGAGUCAGCGAUA
This is a messenger RNA of Nannospalax galili (Upper Galilee mountains blind mole rat), 688 nucleotides long. RefSeq names its product melanoma-associated antigen 10-like. Gene Ontology annotation, cellular component: nucleus. Bases 7 to 297 code for a protein of 96 amino acids. NCBI's taxonomy places the organism in Eukaryota, Metazoa, Chordata, Mammalia, Rodentia, Spalacidae. The transcript has 2 exons. The record is from RefSeq and is a predicted model, not a curated record. Gene Ontology annotation, biological process: negative regulation of transcription by RNA polymerase II.